This is a messenger RNA of Macrosiphum euphorbiae (potato aphid), 1932 nucleotides long. Lineage: Eukaryota; Metazoa; Arthropoda; Insecta; Hemiptera; Aphididae. The record is from the annotation of a GenBank genome assembly.
AUGGCAGCAACGAUCGCAUCAGUUGAAACGGAACAGAUCAAGCAGGAGAUCACAUCCGUCGUCGAAGAAGAACAACAGCAGCAGAGUCCUGUAGUGACUUCCCCGUCGACCGUCGACCAAGACUUUACCGAAGAGAUUGUAGCACCAUUGCCCGCGUCCAAGACGUCCGUAGUCUCCGCCCCGUUGCCGAUCGUCGGUAAGGCAUUUGACUUGAAGCGCGCCAGCGUAUCGUCCGUGGACAGCGACAUAUCGCUUUCUUACGACGCGGCACCAUUUUACCCGCGUUCGCUGAGCCAAACCGGCGGCAUGUCAUCGGCCAACAACUCCAGCGGGUCCGGCACUGAUGACGGUGGCCGGCACCAUUCGGCCGCUUCCGCCGCCGCCGCCAUCAAUAACACGGACUCGUCCGAUUCGGCAUACGAGGGCGGUCAGCUCAAGUCCGGUGACGAGUCCGCACCGUUCGUAACUCCAGACGAGGAGACAACCAAGCGCAUACUUGACCAGGUGGAGUUUUACUUCUCGGACGCAAACAUCGUUAAAGACGCGUUUUUGUUGAAACAUGUCCGCCGUAACAAGGAAGGAUACGUGUCUUUGAAGCUCAUCUCAUCGUUCAAGCGGGUUAAGCACCUGGCCAAGGACUGGCGGGCUGUCGCGUACGCCAUAACCAGGUCGGAGAAGCUUGAGGUGAACGAUUCCGGAACAAAGCUGAGGCGUAAGGAGCCUCUGCCCGCGUACGACCAGACGACACCAUCCCGGACCGUCGUGGCCAUCAACCUGGCCGAGGAGAAACCGGUUACCAUCGAGUCGGUGGCCGAGUUAUUCCGCGGAUGUGGUGAGAUCGCGCUGAUCCGCGUGCUCCGUCCCGGCAACCCCAUACCGUCGGAUGUCCGUCAUUUCGUCAACAAGCACCCAGAGAUGGGCAGCAAUGUGAGCGCUCUGAUCGAGUUCGUGCGCACCGAGUCAGCGCACAACGCGAUGAGCAAAGACUGGACCGCGGAAAAGGCCAAGGACGGGCAGUCCAUGUGCGUGCUCGAGCUCAACGCUCCCGCGUCCAAGAAGAAGGCCACCGCAGCCGCCAAGAAGUCGCCGAUGAACCGACUAUUCGACUCGGAGUACUCGUCGUCGUGCCAGAGCGGUUCCGAGGCGGAGGACAGGCAAAAGAUGCGCAUGCAGCGUAAGGUGUCGGCCAACACCCUCAUGCGGUCUGACUCGUCGUGGAACCAGCGCAGAUGGUCCAGGGACUCGGGCACCGACAGCUCCGCGUCUGGGUACUCUCGACGCGACUCGUACGUACCGCCGCCGCAGCAUCACAUGCAGCAGCCCGGCGAUUACGGUCACAACAGGCGCAUGUCGUCUGGCUGGGACUCGAGCUCUGAAAGCUAUUACUCGGGAAGAUCGCGUUCCAGCAGCGGCGUGUCCAUACCGGAAACGUUUGGAAUGCGCCGCUUUUCGUUGGCCAACCGCGGCCCCGAACAGCAGCAGCAGCAACAGCAGCAGCAACCGUGCUGUUGUUGCGGCCACAACCAGCCGCCACAGCCACAGCCGCAGCAACAGCCUGUGGCCAUGCGCAGACACUCGACACAGGACAACGGGCACCACUACGAUAUGAGGCGGUGCAGCAGUAGCAGCAGCAGCAGCGGAGGCGGUGAUAUGAUAAUGCGCAAGGAUUCGACGUCGGACUUCUGUUGCGGCAGCCAGCAGCGGGAUGGCUUCCACAACUGGUCGCGCAAGAGCAGCUCGUCGUCGAUGGGCGAGGGAGGCAUGGGCCGGCGUCUAUCUGUCGACUCCGAUUCAUCGGGUGGCAGGGGCCGCCGCCCCAGUUUGGGCCUCGUGACGCCGGAUAACGUUGUCAGGAUGCCGAAGGGCCCAGACGGUUGUGGCAGCCGCGGUUUCCAGAGAGAGCCGAUGUUGGACUCUACCCUUUACGAAUGA